Lodderomyces elongisporus is the source of this 1644-nucleotide messenger RNA. It is a transcript of the gene ICL1, whose product is annotated as isocitrate lyase 1. NCBI's taxonomy places the organism in Eukaryota, Fungi, Ascomycota, Pichiomycetes, Serinales, Debaryomycetaceae. The coding region runs from base 1 to 1644 and encodes 547 amino acids. Gene Ontology annotation, molecular function: isocitrate lyase activity. The record is from RefSeq and is a predicted model, not a curated record. Gene Ontology annotation, biological process: carboxylic acid metabolic process. The transcript has a single exon.
AUGGCUUACACAAAGAUCGAUACUAAUCAAGAAGAAAAGGACUUUCAAAAAGAAGUCGCUGAAGUUAAAAAAUGGUGGUCAGAGCCAAGGUGGAGAAAGACCAAGAGAAUCUACUCGGCAGAGAACAUUGUUAAAAAGAGAGGUACCUUGAAGAUUGACUACCCAUCUUCUCAACAAGCUGACAAAUUGUUUGCUCUUUUGGAAAAGCAUGACGCUGACAAGAGUGCUUCCUUCACUUUUGGUGCAUUGGACCCAAUCCACGUUGCUCAAAUGGCCAAAUACUUGGAUUCCAUCUACGUUUCCGGAUGGCAAUGUUCUUCUACUGCAUCAACCUCAAACGAGCCAAGUCCUGAUUUGGCAGAUUACCCAAUGGACACUGUUCCAAACAAGGUGGAACACUUGUGGUUUGCUCAGUUGUUCCACGACAGAAAGCAAAGGGAGGAAAGAUUGACAAUGACCAAAGAAGAGAGAGAAAAAACCCCAUACAUUGACUUUUUAAGACCAAUCAUUGCUGAUGCUGAUACUGGUCACGGUGGUAUUACCGCCAUCAUUAAGUUGACCAAGUUGUUUAUUGAGAGAGGUGCUGCCGGUAUCCACAUUGAAGAUCAAGCUCCAGGUACCAAAAAGUGUGGUCACAUGGCUGGUAAGGUGUUGGUUCCUGUGCAAGAACACAUUAACAGAUUGGUUGCCAUUAGAGCAUCUGCCGAUAUCUUUGGCUCCAACUUGUUGGCUGUUGCCAGAACCGACUCUGAAGCUGCUACUUUGAUUACUUCAACCAUUGACCACAGAGACCACUACUUUAUUGCAGGUUCAACCAACCCAGAGGCUGGCGAUUUGGCUACAUUGAUGGCUGAGGCUGAAGCAAAGGGUAUCUAUGGUGACGAAUUAGCUCGUAUUGAAACUGAGUGGACCAAGAAGGCUGGUGUCAAGUUGUUUAGCGAAGCUUUUGUUGAUGAAGUUAAGAAUGGUUCAUACUCAAACAAGGACCAAUUGAUUAAGAAAUUCACAGACAAGGUUACCCCAUUGAGCCAUACUUCAAACAAGGAGGCUAGAAAAUUGGCUAGAGAACUUCUUGGUAAGGAUAUUUACUUUAACUGGGAUGCCUCAAGAGCUAGAGAAGGUUACUACAGAUAUAUUGGUGGAUGCCAAUGUGCAGUUAUGAGAGGUAGAGCAUUUGCACCAUACGCUGACUUGAUUUGGAUGGAGUCAGCCUUGCCAGACUAUGCUCAAGCUAAGGAGUUUGCUGACGGUGUUAAAUCUGCAGUUCCAGACCAAUGGUUGGCUUACAAUUUGUCUCCAUCAUUUAACUGGAACAAGGCUAUGCCAGCUGAUGAGCAAGAAACUUAUAUCAAGAGAUUGGCCAAAUUGGGUUAUGUAUGGCAAUUUAUUACUUUGGCUGGUUUGCACACUACUGCAUUGGCUGUGGAUGAUUUUGCUAACCAAUACUCUCAAAUUGGUAUGAAGGCUUAUGGCCAACAGGUUCAAAAGCCAGAAAUUGAAAAGGGCGUUGAAGUUGUUAAGCAUCAAAAAUGGUCUGGUGCUACAUAUAUUGAUGGUUUGUUGAAGAUGGUCACUGGUGGUGUUUCUUCGACUGCUGCUAUGGGUGCUGGUGUCACUGAAGACCAAUUUAAAGACAAACAUUAA